UAAAAAAUUGUAAAAGUGAAAAAUUUUUCUAAAAUUUUUGGAAAAGAAAUUUCAAUAGACUUUCAAAAAUUUUCAAAAAAAAAAUUGUAGAGGCGAGAAAUUUCUCAAAAAUUUUCUAAAUUGACAAUAAACAUACAAUUAUUAAAAAAACUAACUUUUCGACGCAAAUUUAACCAAACUUUAAACGAGAAAAACUAAAACAUCCUUCGACAACACAAGUCUUUAAAUCUCUUGACGAAUUAUCGAAUUGUCAAACUCGAAAAAAGAAAAAGAAAGAAAGAAAUCGAAAUCCAUCUGGAUGAAAAACGCGCGAAAAGAUAUAAGGCGUCGAACGAUUCUCCCUUUAUUAAUUCCGCAUCAUGUGGCCAACCGCACACGUGAAAAAUAAUGGAAAACCGUUGGGGCUGGCCCGGCUCGAUAAGCUACGAUAAAUAAAUCGAAAAGUGCAUCGGCUCGUGAAAGUCGUGGAGGGGCCCGGCCACGUCCGCGUUUUUUUUCCCCAGAAAAAGCAGCUUCUGCGCAAGGAUGGCGCGAGGAGAGGAUGGAUAGCUAUAAAAGCGGGAUCGGGACUGGCACGGUUUCCAGUCACGUACACAACCCUGUUUCUCGUAUCGAGAGGGUGGGUCCUCUCUGCGCGAGGAAAGAAAGAAAGAAAGAAAGAAAGAAAGAAAGAAAAGAGGAGAAAAAGAUAAUCUACACUCGCGGAUUCCUCGCUAUGUGAGAGGGGAAGGGGCGAGAAAAGAGUGGGCUCGGGGGUGUGAGGGAGAGGGAUAUACUAUGUCCUUCGAGAAGGGGUCGAGCAGUGAUCGCUACACCGAGGAAGAUGAUGAGAACGGUGGAGAACGGGGGGAGAUCGAGGGUGAUCCUCGUCGCUGUCGUGUACCUCAGCCUUUUUCUGGACAACGUGUUGCUCACCGUUGUUGUGCCUAUCAUACCGGAUUACCUUUGCACGCUGGAUGGAAAUUCGACGGGGGACGGUGAGGGCGACGAGAACGGACGAGUGGGUUUGUUAUUGAGCUCGAAGGCGUUGGUUCAAUUGAUAUUGAAUCCAGCUGUGGGCACCUUUACCGGCACUCUCGGUUACACGAAACCGUUGCUCCUUGGGAAUCUGAGCCUUCUAUUGGCGGCAACGCUGUUCGCGUUCGGCCAAACUUACGAAGUACUGUUCCUGGCACGAAGCGUCCAAGGCAUUUCCUCCGCUUGUAUCGGCGUUUCCGGCAUGUCGCUGGUCGCCUCCCAAUACCCGGAAGAGGACAAGAGGUCGAGGAUCAUGGGCUUCGUCCUUGGAAGCAUCGCGCUGGGGGUACUCGUCGGAUAUCCGAUUGGCUCCGUUCUCUACGACCUCGAGGGGAAAAUGGCCCCCUUCCUCCUCGUCUCCUGCUUCAUCGUCCUCGCCAUAUGUCUGCAGAUUUUCACGCUCAACGUGGAAACGAGUACCGCCGAGCCCAUCGACCGAGAAACCUCUUGGACCCACCUGCUGUCCGACCCGUACAUACUGAUCAUCUUCGGGGCUAUAUGGUGUUCAACGUCACCAAUGGCCAUCCUGGAGCCCUGCCUGCCAAUCUGGCUCCGAGCUCACAUAAAGCCCAAGAAAUGGCAGCUGGGGACGGUGUUCAUCCCGGACAGCAUAGGCUACCUGGUUGGGACGAAUUUCUUUGGCGUGAUAGCUUAUCGCUACGGGCGUAGCAAAAUCGCCGUUCUGGCCAUGCUGUUGGUCGGGAUCAGCGCCAUUUUGAUACCCUCCUCCCGAACGAUGUCGCAACUGAUAGUCCCGCAUCUGGGGAUGGGUUUGGGUAUCGGAGUGGCGGACGCCGCGCUGGUCCCACUGUUGGCCAGCCUCGUGGACCAAAACGGCAAUUACGGCCCCGUGUACUCGAUCCAACAAGUGGCAGUCAGCCUGGCCUAUUCUCUUGGGCCCAUAGCGGGUGGAGAAAUGGCGAAGACGAUCGGUUUCCAAUGGGUUAUGCGAGUCGUCGGGUUAAUGAACAUCGGCUAUUGCCCUCUACUCGUAUACCUAACACUGGAGAGGAGGAAAUUAUUAAAGGAUGAGAAGAGGGAUUACGAGACGUUCCAGAAAUCGGUGGCGAAAUACGAGCGGUUCCGGGACUCUGACGACGAUCUCUGAUCAUUACCAGAAGAUUGUAUCUUCUAUUUUAUAUAAUUCCAUCGGAAAUUAAUCCUUACGAUUUAUCCUUUCUUCGUCGAAUUAAUCGAAUUUCAGAAUCGAACGAAAUGAUGGCUGGAAAUUUUUGUCAAUAAAUAAAUGUCGAAUUCCUGUGUAUAUAUGUGUGUGCGUGUGUGUGUGAAAAGCGUAUAUGAAAAGUUGAAUAAUGAUAUUUCCAAUAAAAUUCCCUAAAUUAUUCCCUAGACAAAUAUCAUAACCUCAAUUGUUGCUUCAACUAGUCUCUUAUACGAUGAUAAUUAAAUAAAUUUGACGAGUCGCAUGGAAGAAUUAAAAAA
Messenger RNA from Apis cerana (Asiatic honeybee), 2460 nucleotides. RefSeq names its product synaptic vesicular amine transporter. Gene Ontology annotation, biological process: transmembrane transport; aminergic neurotransmitter loading into synaptic vesicle. Gene Ontology annotation, molecular function: serotonin:sodium:chloride symporter activity. Gene Ontology annotation, cellular component: terminal bouton; synaptic vesicle membrane. Lineage: Eukaryota; Metazoa; Arthropoda; Insecta; Hymenoptera; Apidae. The record is from RefSeq and is a predicted model, not a curated record.